AUGCUGUGUGUAGAACAGACUCGGAAUCAGUCGCUUAACGCAGUUCUGCAUUUUUACAGGGAGGCAAACAAGCAGCAUGUCAGAUGUCAGAAAUGUUUGGAGUUCGGACAUUGGACGUACGAAUGUACAGGGAAGAGAAAAUACCUGCACAGACCUUCGAGAACAGCCCAGUUAGCAAAAGUUCUGAAAGAAAAAGAAAAGCGACUGUUAUUGCAACAAAGCGCUGGAGAAAGUACUGCAGAAAGGAAGACCAAGAAAAAAAGAUCUAAAAGUGUGACGAGUUCCAGCAGCAGCAGCAGUGUCAGCUCAGCUAGCGAUUCGUCAUCUGACAGUGAAGAUUCCUCUACCUCCUCUUCUGACGAUGAUAGUGACAGUGAUGAGAGCUCCUCAACUUCCUCGUCGUCUCCAUCUUCGAGUAGUACUACUUCUUCUUCAGAGUUCGAAUCAGAUUCUAGCUCCUCGAGCAGUAGCAGCAGCAGCACAGACAGUAGUUCUGAUGAUGAGCCACCAAAGAAAAAGAAGAAGAAAUAAGAUGUUGUAGUGAAGAACUGUUGCUGAGCAAAUUAUAACAUUCUUCAAAGAUGUUCUGAGCACGUGGUUGCCAAGCAGUUUACCUGGUCAACAUUUCUACUGCUAAAACUUUCUAAAUGUUUUGCGUAGUUCAUAGGACAUGAAAGGUAUUAAAUGGCACGUGAAACUUACUGACAGAGUAUUUUUGUGGUUUAUCCUUUUAUGGGAAAUUUUACUUUUUUAGUUUAAAAAUCUAUCAUCAGAUUUGUUUAUACGAGCUAAGGUCCAGUAACCUGGAUGUUUACAUGCUGGAAAGCAAAAGCUUUUUAUCGCAGAUCAUGCUGUGCAUCACAUCCUACUACUCUGUUUAUGGCAACUUCCCUUACAUUUAGGAUGUAAGAUCUGUUAGAAGUUGUACACUGGCUGUUGUUGGAGCCGAAUGCACAAUGUUGCACACGGAGGGCUUUCCAUCUCACUGUUAACAAAUGUGGUAUAUGCUGCUGAGCUUUUCUUCUGAUGGCUUUUCCUGAUGCUUCCAGGUCGAGUCUUAAUUGCAACAUGAAACUUUAAAUAGUGUUCAUUUGUUAACGAUCAAUAUGCUACUUGUACUGUACAGAGGCUUUAGUCUUUCCAACUUUGCCUGUUUCCAUAUUUCCUGUCUUUGUAGUACUUUUCUGAGACAAACAGAGUCUGUUGUAGCAUUGUCUAUGUAAGAACGAGGAGCAGUGCACAGUGGAAGAAUUAUGACUGAUGCUGCUUAGGAGUUUCAUCUUUGUGCCUUUUUUUUGUAAAUUAAAUGUAUCCUAGUGAGAGAAGGGCUUGAGUGGGUGUUUUUUCAGAACUCCAAUAGCUUUCCACACAGAGUAUAGUUGGUAAAGCCAGAGAAAUGGUAGUGACGAGCAAAAACGGGCACUAUUUUUUAGGAGAGAGAAGAAAGGCUAUUUUCAUGGGAUGCUCAGUAAGGAGUGGAGUUGUCCUUCAAAAGAGGUCCAAAGGACAGCAUUUCCAUUUUGAUAUUUUUGAGGGGAAAAAAAAAAUCUGUAAUGCAAGAUUGCCAGUCACCAUGUGCUCAACAAUGCAAACUGGCAUUAUAGCCUGCAGUAUAAUCAGUUCAUUAUUUUUGCCGAAGUGUGUACGUGUCUGUGGAAAUCUGGUACGGGAGAAGCAAGUUAGUGCAAAAAAAAAAAAUCCAAGCAUACUGCAGAACAAUUCUUGCUGGUUAUAAAUUGAAACUUAUUUGUUCUUUUGGUGGACUUGAGCUGUUGGCAUUAGUCUUUUAAUUUGUGAUGCCAUCUCCUGCAUUUCUUACUGUUGGAGUUACCUUUCCUUGGGGGGAGGCAUCACGUGUGGAAGAAUUCUUAAAUAUCUUGGUCUAGGUAAAAUAUAGUAACUAAACUAUUUUUUAUAUUUUUAUGGAAAAGUAGUGUGUAGAAUUACUUUUGAAUAAACUGUGCUUAUAUUUAAAUGUUUGAAAAUA
This is a messenger RNA of Oxyura jamaicensis (ruddy duck), 1987 nucleotides long. RefSeq names its product zinc finger CCHC-type containing 10 (gene ZCCHC10). Gene Ontology annotation, molecular function: zinc ion binding; nucleic acid binding. The coding region runs from base 1 to 531 and encodes 176 amino acids. The transcript is spliced from 4 exons. NCBI's taxonomy places the organism in Eukaryota, Metazoa, Chordata, Aves, Anseriformes, Anatidae. The record is from RefSeq and is a predicted model, not a curated record.